Molecule: messenger RNA, 2065 nt
Organism: Xiphias gladius (swordfish)
Lineage: Eukaryota; Metazoa; Chordata; Actinopteri; Istiophoriformes; Xiphiidae
Product: globoside alpha-1,3-N-acetylgalactosaminyltransferase 1-like
Exons: 11
Coding region: 534-1586 (350 amino acids)
Biological process (GO): carbohydrate metabolic process
Cellular component (GO): vesicle; membrane; Golgi apparatus
Molecular function (GO): hexosyltransferase activity
Source: RefSeq, a predicted model, not a curated record
GUCCCGUGGGGGCUCGCGCAAAACGCGACAGAUAACGUGCAGAGGAUCAAUAACGUAGUGUCGAUACUUCGGGAUCGACACUACGUUAUUACAGAUUCCACGUCUCGUUUUUGAAGAUCGACACCAGUUCACGGCUUUCUCUUCCACGGUGCAGCCAUUUUGUCAAAGACUAGAGCUGUGAGCAGGUUCGGCCUCUCCGCGGCUGUUGUCCUGUCGUGUGCGCCCCAGUCCCACGCAUGAAACCGGAGGCGAGUCAGGAUCUGUCAAAACCACUUUACUGACUGCUGAACCUGCUGAUCCACAACGGACUGAACUAAAACAGGCCAAAACAGGACUAAAAGAGACUAGCUGCUACCAGAGGAGUCAAGUCAAGUCAGUUUAAUUCAUAUAGUCAUCUAUUUACACCUGUUGGAUCUCAAGCCGAGCUUGAAGCUGGCUUUUGGUCUCAGUGGAUCUGCUUUUUAGUGGACCUGGUCUGGACUAAGGAUUCUCACCCUGUGGACCAGGACUGUCCUGGUCUGACUCGAACUGAGAUGCCGUUUCUGAACUGUAAAAUUUUGUCGACGAUCCUGAUGCUGACUCUGAUACUGGGAGUGCUGUACUGCUACAUCUUCCAGUCCUACAGAGUUGUUGUGUCCUUUGAGAAGACAGAGGAGACACCAGUAGGCAGCUCUUCUGGUAAAUCCCUCGUCAGGGGUCAUGACUUCAACCUGGUGGCCCCCAACCAUCUGCAGUACAAACAACCCAGCAUCAUCCAUGGUCGUACCGACGUGGUGACAGUGACGCCCUGGUUGGCUCCUGUGGUCUGGGAGGGGACUUUUAACCCGGUUCUCCUCGACAGCAUCUACAAACAGAAGAACAUCAGCAUCGCAGUCACCGUGUUUGCUGUGGGAAAGUAUAUCAUGUUCCUGAAAAACUUCUUGGAGACCGCGGAGCAGCACUUCUUCGUUGGUUUCAAGGUGCACGUGUACGUCUUCACCGACCGGCCGAAGGAGGUGCCCGAAGUCAAAAUGGCCGCCGGCAGAAAGCUGAUAGUGAGUUCCGUGCCCAGCUCCAACCGCUGGCAGGAGAUCUCAGCCCGCAGGAUGGAGCUGAUCCAGAUCCUGAUAGAGGAGAAGCUUCAGAACUACACCGACUACAUCUUCUGUCUGGACGUGGACUCCAAGUUCCAUGGCCGCUGGGGGACGGAGUCACUGGGCAGACUGGUCGCUGUGAUACAUCCAGGUUACUACAGAGACGACCGCAGCAAAUUCCCCUACGAACGGAGGCCCGCCUCCAGAGCCUAUGUGGCUCCUGGGGAGGGAGACUUCUACUACUGUGGAGGGGCGUUUGGAGGCCUCCUGCAGGAAGUACACAUGCUCGCCAAAACCUGUCGCUCCAACUUCGAGGCUGACGCCAGGGAAGGCAUCGAGGCGGCCUGGCAGGAAGAGAGUCACCUGAACAGUUACAUGUGGGUCAACAAGCCGAGUAAGGUUCUGUCACCUGAGUACCUGUGGCAAGACUUCAAAGCCAGAAACCCCGAAGUUCACAUCAUCAGGUUCUCUGGAGUCGUCAAGAACUACGCUGAGAUCCGACCCAACGUUUGAGAGAGCCGAACUGAUCCGAACUGCACCAGACAUAAAAGAGAACAGAUGAACCCAGUGGUGACAAAGCUUUUGAGAUGUCAGCAGCUGCACCAAAGAGACAUUUCCUGUCCAAAUGCCUUAAAAUGUUAAAUUUCAGCUGUUUGGGUCCGGUAAAGUGAAACAUCUCACCAAAGAGACAAAGAUCCGACAAAAAGAUUUGGAGUAUUUUUACUCAAAGGUGUAUCACUUGUGUGAGUCUUCAGGUGUCAAUGUUUGACCUGUGGCGCCACCCUCAGGUCUGUUUUGGAGGGUUGUCAGGCUGUUUAUGUUGUUUCAGGUUCUGUCACCUGUCAGACUUACAGGUGAAACUCGCCUGUAUCAGAGCUUCCAUUUAUUCACUGACUGAUGUUUGAAACUUGAAACUCACUGCUCUCCUUCUUCCUUUCAGGUAUGUGGAUUCAUUAAUGUAAUAAAACAAGAAAAUGUUUCCAUGAAAAUAA